UGAACUGGACCAGAAUCCAGCACUGCUUCAGCUCCCCUGAGCCUUCCCUUCCUGUGCUCUGCUCUCCCUGGACUCACUCUCCCACCUCCCCUUUCUUUGCCUCACUGGCCCUUCUCCAUGGCUCCCAAGAAGCCUGAUCCAAAGAAAGAGGAGGCAAAGGCUGCCCCUAAGGCAGCUCCAGCUCCAGCUCCAGCUCCAGCAUCCCAGCCUGAGCCCCCCAAGGAAGUCGAGUUUGAUGCCUCCAAGAUCAAAAUUGAGUUCACUCCAGAGCAGAUAGAAGAGUUCAAGGAAGCCUUUUCCCUAUUUGAUCGGACCCCCAAGUCAGAGAUGAAAAUCACAUAUGGGCAGUGCGGGGAUGUGAUGAGAGCUCUGGGUCAGAACCCAACCCAGGCUGAGGUUCUUCGAGUGUUGGGGAGGCCCAAACAGGAAGAACUCAAUUCUAAAAUGAUGGAUUUUGAAACCUUCUUGCCAAUGUUGCAGCAUAUUGCCAAGUGCAAGGACACUGGCACAUAUGAAGAUUUUGUAGAGGGGCUGAGGGUCUUUGACAAGGAAGGCAAUGGGACUGUCAUGGGGGCUGAGCUGCGCCAUGUGCUGGCCACCCUCGGUGAGAGACUGACUGAAGAUGAGGUGGAGAAACUGAUGGCUGGACAGGAAGAUGCCAAUGGAUGCAUCAACUAUGAAGCAUUUGUGAAGCAUAUCAUGGCUAGCUGAGAUUUCAGUUCUUCAGGUGAGAUUCUCC
Molecule: messenger RNA, 739 nt
Organism: Gracilinanus agilis (Agile Gracile Mouse Opossum)
Lineage: Eukaryota; Metazoa; Chordata; Mammalia; Didelphimorphia; Didelphidae
Gene: MYL3
Product: myosin light chain 3
Exons: 6
Coding region: 118-711 (197 amino acids)
Cellular component (GO): myosin II complex
Molecular function (GO): calcium ion binding
Source: RefSeq, a predicted model, not a curated record